CUUUUCUCAUGCGAACAGCCGACCUCAUUCAUCUCUUGCGAAGCCAUGAGAGAUCUCUCCCAUCCACCUAUGCUCUCCUUGCUUCCCUUGGCGUCACAAGGAGACUUCACCUUCUAGGUGAACUCUCCAAUUGGCUUCUGGUAGAGCUACAAAAAUAUCAUGGUCGACAGCAGCAGCAACGGUUAGAGAUCGACCAUGAUAGGAAUCAUCACAACAAUAAGGGCAACAGUUACUAUGCUUCUACUGCUUCUACAAUCUCAGUUACACCCUCUGAGACACCGCAGCAACGCUCCAUACGCAGCCAGAUCAAACACACUUUAUUGGGCAUUCAGAUCUUGCUCGACACUGCGGACGAAAAUGUCACAAAUAACAAUAAUAAUAAUAAUGUCAGUAGUAGUGGUAACAGUAGCAAUGAUACACUCAAGACAUUAUUACCUCUCGACGAGAAGCAGAAGACUCAGAUUUUUGCCAGUUUUUUGAAACCUAUUUUAAUCGGUACGAUGCCUCUCGGUGGCCCCAACAUUGAUACAACGGACGUACAGUUGCUUUGCGCAAAGAUUCUCUCAUUCUGUACUCACCCCAACAACAACGCUAGUAAUCCUACCGCGGUCGUUACUCCCUUACCAACCUCAAAUGCAUUAUGUCCGCCAUACACGUUCGCGAUGCGGUUAAUGACAUACGAAUCUCCUGCAGCCCCAGGGAACGACGACAUCUCAAUAAAGUCAACGGCCCCACAACAGCUGGCUGUUAGUGGUAUCAUGGGGCUUUCAGCAUUACUGGGGUCACCUCUGGUCAAACUGCAGGAAUAUGGACUUCGCAUCUUGACCUCGUAUCGAUCCUUAGUGCAAUUAGAUGCAACUUGGGAAAUGCUGGAUCCUCUGAAACGCGUCUUGGAAAGGCUCGAGCACAACUUGGCUUCUUCUUUAUCGACUGAUCUACUAGAGUUGAGUCCUGAAAAGGACCCCAACGACGAUAAUAAAGAUCAGGACAAAGACAAGAACAAGGACAAUGAUGGUGGUAAACAAACCACAUCAUCAUUAGCCUCAGCAAAAACAAAAACAAAAACAACAACCCAGGAGCUGGAGAUGGCAAUCAACACCCAAGCUAAAGCCCUCAGCCUCCUCCAAUGGUUCUUUCAGGAAGCUGAAGGGGACCUACUUGCCAAGAAACCUACAGACCAUACGGUCAAUCGCACCACAGCUCCAACAAUGAGUGAUAGUACUACCACUAUUACUACUACCGCUGCUAUGACUGCUAGUGUUACUAAAGUGGAGAAAUUAAAGGAUGCAGCGCUCCCAGAAUUGUUGAUUGAUAUCUGGGAAACCAUCCAACACAUUGUGCUGUUUAAUAAUCGGUCCAUAGAGCGACUCGUGCUCACUGUCAGCGCUUCCAUCUACUGGUUAUGCUGGGUUUUUCGGAAUGACACCACAGUGAUGACUUAUGUGAUGACGGAACGUGCAGACACAUUGAUGGCAUGGUUCGGGUAUUACGUCGUCCCACACGACUGUGAAACCAACGCUCUGUCAGCAAUACCUGCCUCUGCUUCUUUAACGACAUCCUUGACGAUGAAGGAAGAUAAUCCUAAUCCUUCUCGUAAAACACAAAGCAAGGACAUGGGCAAAGGCAGCGACAAAGACAAGCACGAAAAUUCCCAAAGAGAUAGCAUCAUUCUUGAAUAUCUCACAAAACUCAUACGGAACAUGGUCACGUUAAAAAAAUAUCAUUCACUAUUAUUCUCUGGAAAACGACCUAUCGGGAUUACGAUCAUGCGAAGAACGAUCGAGUUUCUGGAAGGGAUCCUUGAUUCAACCCCUUUACCACUUCAUGACCGAUCACCAUCUCAUCCCCAUUCGCUACCUAACCCUCCUUUUGAUCAGGAUGCUAUUGCUAAUACAAUUACCGCAACUAUCCGAGGAGAUUCAACAGAAGGAACAGUGUCUUAUUCUGUCAGGAUGAUCCAGCUGCGGCCCGUAGUACUGGAGGCUAUGCUUAUGAUUUUGCUUGGAUCCAUUAACGGGUCUUCUGAAGGCACGGAUUUAGUCUUCCUUCACAUUCAAAAUUUGAUCCAUGUCUGGCUGUUGUUACUCUUGGACCUCAAGGACCUCUUUGGGGUCCAGUACCCUUCCUCAGCCCAGGCAAGUCUGAAAAAAAUUAGAGAGCUCUCAUUGACUUUGUUAUCAAUGGUAUUGACGAAGGGACAUGAGAGACCCACUCUUUUUAGACAAGGAAUCAUGGCAGAUGUACCCAUGUCACAUUGGACACUUGGAUAUGAGGCACUUGUAGAGAUCAUCAUGCAGCCACUUGAAUUUGAAAUGAGCAGAGCAGAGACUUCAGAAACAACCUCAGCUAUAGCAGAAGAAGCGGAUGAAAUGGGUAUGAAAGCAUUGAAAGUGUUUAUGUUAUUCUGGAAGAUUCAUCCAAAGGCUCGCAAUACAUUAGCGGAUUUGUUGGGACCUCGGCUUCAUCAAUUAAAGAUGGUACCCAUUUUAGUAUGCCUCCCAAAGGACAGUAAUAAGGGAAAUGGCGGUCAAUUGCGCGGACGCGAUUCCGACAACAAUGAAAAUAGCAAAAGUACUGACAGCGGAUGGAGGAAGGAACGAGCGAUGUUAUUGCUAGAGACCAUUGUUUCCUUUGGAUCCGAGUCAAGUGUGCGAAUCAAGAUGCGGGAGGCCUGGUCAUCAUUGGCGUUCCUAGUAAGCUUGCUAGGCGCAAGCAUGCGACGCCUUGCAUGGGCCCAGUACAGCCCCAGAGAAAAGCUACCUAGGGUCAUUGCUAUGAAAUGUUUUAUGGCUUUGCGACACUUUUGGUAUGACCAUGUGGGUCUUCGACAAUUGAUCGAUCUACAAAUUUCUCCACAUCUACAACAACAGCCACAUAAUGAUCGAGUUGGGAAUGAACCUGGCGAUAGUGAGGAUGGCGAUUAUUUGGAGCUUUGGAGGAAGUUGAUGCCGUCAGAUGUGGCAGCUGAAUACCAAACCACAAAAACCGACGCAGUCGCAGGAACAGCAGUAGGAACAUUGCCUUCACCAUCCAUCGUUCCAGUCUUACUCUCCAUAUUAGCACCGCCAGGUACAGAAUGGACAAGUGAUUUUAUGCUUAGCUUAGCUCUCUCAGUUCCAGGCGAUGACCCAGAGGUUAUAAGGAUUAGGAAGAAUAAGAUUAAGAGAAGGGUACGACAUCCGUUAUUUGAGCAGCGAGAUCCUAUAUUGGCGGAAGCGGCGUUGAUCUUAGUUCCACUUUCGCAGUUUUUGGAAUGCCAACGACGACUUGUCUCAAAACCAGGGGCUAUCUGGAUGUUGGCCCGAUUAAUGGUUGAGCGGUCGCUUAUUGGACAUUUGGGAGAUCCCAACCAGGCUCGCCAUCGACUCAAAGUUGAUAUUCAUCAUCCUCCUGGGAAUACGACGAUAAGUGUUGAUACUGCUGAUGAAAACCCACAGACUCUGAUGGAGAAGGCGCUCUUUAGAGCACUUUCAUCUAUCUUUUCAAACCGUGAUCUAGCCAAGGAGCUUGUCUCGAAUAAUACUAUUACUGAAGCCUUUGCAGCCAUCAUGGAGAUGGAUCGGCCUUUGAGGUUUUAUGCGAGGAAAAUGAAAUUUGAAGAUGGCAUGACUGCUGAUACUGAGGCCGUGGUUACGGAUACCGAAGAAAAAACAAAACAAGGAGUGGAGGACACGACGUCGAGUACUUUUGGUGAAAGCAGGGAUAGCAGCAAUAAUAGCAGCAACGGCCACCGUGAUGAUGACCAUAGCAACUUUGCACCCAGCAAAGAAGAGCAUCACAUCCACGAUCGUGGCUUGAUUCUUAAUACCACUUUUACUUCUGCCAUCAAUACUACUAUGGUUACUAUUCCUACUGGUGCUAUGGCUCCUACGGAGCAAAUUCAACCCCGCAUGCUCCCUACACCUCAUCACUAUUUGUUUCACCAACAGCUUCUGGAAGUCCUCCAGACAAUCAUGGAGCCGUCCUUAGUUCAAUUCGAGCGGAUCUAUCAGUACAUUGGCGGGAACCGUUCACUUCAAGAACCGGAUGAAACUGCGGAAUCAUUCUAUUGGAUGCGUGAGUACUGUGCACUCAUCCUUUUUUAUCUUUCUGAUCGAGAUCGACCCUUGUCUCGUCCAGGUCAUCAUCCCUCUAUACUAUUCCAAAGACCAAAGCCAAUGACGACUACUACAGACGACAAGACAACGUAUCUGAAAACAGAAUCCAUUUUAGGGAUCAUAGGCAGGAUGUUGACAUUAGAGAUGGACUAUGAGGAUGAACAUAAAGAAGGAGAGGAAGAAGAAGGUAGAACAAGAAAUGAAGGUACUAUCGGAAGGGAUAAUGGUCUGCUUCAAGACACCAGAACAACAGCUACCGGUAACGAUAACAGCAAUAGCCAUAGUAAGGAGAAGGAUUUGAUCAGUGCUCAAAAAGAAGAAGCACUCUUGAGACGACUCAGUGCAGGGUUAGCGAUCCAGUCUGUCUGCUGGAAGCACUGGGAUAAAUGGCGACAACAGCAUCAGAACUUUGUACAAUCUUAUAAAACAGUGACGACAACCGAAUGGAAGGCGCAUGUGGCUAUUCUGAAUGGCUCUGAUAAUAACAAUGGUACCAACAGCAACGGCAAUAAGCCCAACAGCCUUGAUACUCCAGUUCAGAUCAAGUUUCUGAUCCAAGGUCAUGUUAUAUCCUUUCCAGAUCGUUAUCUCCUCUCGCGAGCCUCCAUGUUCUUUCACACAUUGCUAGUUGGAGAUUUUAUGGAGGCCACUCAACAGCAUAUUACCUUACAUGAUACGGACCCGGAUGUGUUCCAGAUGUUGUUGGAGGUUAUACAAGAGUCUCAAAUGACGGCGCAGCACUUGCUUCCUGAGGAUUUACCGUUCCAGUUAGUGGUGCAACUGAUGGUAUGUGCAGAACGGUAUAUGGUGGUCUUUGUAAGGCGGUUAGCAGAGGCUUGGAUCUUGAAGACAUUAAGCCGUAAAGAGUUGCAAUAUUAUGAUAUGGAUGGUCAUAACAACUCUCCUGUAGAACAGGACGAAGAAGAAGAGAUGACAAGGAAACAGAUUAAAACUGUAGCAGACAGUGAGAUGACCGUAGAUCGGGUGGACAUUUCGUCGAAAAUAGAUACAACCAACAAGCAUGAUCGUGAAUCGAGUCCACAGAGUGGUGGAUCGCAACGGACGGAUAAGCGACAAAAGCUAGAGAAGACUCGAGACAGAAAUGAGGAACCUCAGGAUGUUGAAGAUAUAAUAACGGACAGCAAUGAUAUCGAAGACGAGGACAAGGAUGAGGAGGAUGAAUCUCUUCAAGAAUGUCUUUUGAUGGUCUAUGAGGCCUGCUCAGACCUUCCACUCCAAUGCAGUCUUUCCUCCCCGUCUCAUCCAUUCCAUGGCCUAGUCUGGGACUCGCUCAAGCGCAUGGUCCUUCGUUUAGGGUCCGUUGCGAUCACUCCACGGUUUGCGGCCAUGCUCAACACAGGAGAUGAGGAACGGAUCGAACAGUUUUUGCAUAUUAUAUUCAAUCUGAUGAUGGAUCAGAUUCCCUACUUCCCAAAUAUAACAGUAUAGAUGCAAAGAAUUCGAGGCCAUGAUCUUCUUUGAGCACGCUCACUUCAGUUUAUGCAAAUAACUAGAACUAUUUAAGCUACUAUCAUUUACUUGAAAUAUAAGGG
Molecule: messenger RNA, 5650 nt
Organism: Lobosporangium transversale
Lineage: Eukaryota; Fungi; Mortierellomycota; Mortierellomycetes; Mortierellales; Mortierellaceae
Exons: 2
Coding region: 9-5546 (1845 amino acids)
Molecular function (GO): protein binding
Source: RefSeq, a predicted model, not a curated record